AUAGUAACUACCAUUAUGGAAAACUUCCAAAAUGAGUUUAUUUGUUAUCUAUGACUAUUCAGAAUGCAGUCCUCCAAACCAUCACUCCUAUUGCUUAUCUUUUUGGCUUUUGUGGAAUUAAAAUAUGGGCUAUCCCAGGUCUGGAAAACAUUACCACCACCAGUGAAUGGGUUGAUCUUCACUCUCAGCUCCAGAUGACUUGUCCUACUGUUUGUAAGGGUAUGUGUAGUUCCAUUGUGAAAGUGUUGUAAAAAUCUUGAAUGAUUUUAAAAUGUCCUCUUAGCCUAUUGAUUUAUACACUUAUAGUGACUGUCUCAAGUGAUCUGUCACUUCAUGGUUUAUUCUUGAUCUAGCAUUGCUUUAGAGCCAUGAUAAGAUGCAAUGUCAAAUAUCUCAUUGCUCCUUUAAGGAGAUACAGUGUGUCAAUACAGCCAAAGGCCUUGGACCUCUGAGACUUGCUACUGAAAAUCUGGUUCACAAGCUUCAUAGUUUUGCUCAUCAUUGUACUUUUCAAGAUCAUCUCAUGCAGUCUGCUGAGGAGCAAGAUUUCACUAUGUCAUCUGUUACUGAAAAUGGAGAUGUUACUGCUGGAAAGCCAAAUGAGGAGAAAACAUAUAAAAAGACUGCAUCCUCGGCUAUUAAAGGUGCUAUCCAGCUGGGAAUAGGAUACACAGUGGGAAACCUUACGUCGAAACCAGACAGAGAUGUUCUUAUGCAGGACUUCUAUGUAGUGGAAAGUGUCUUUCUACCAAGUGAAGGGAGCAAUCUCACCCCUGCUCAUCAUUACCCUGACUUCCGAUUUAAGACGUAUGCACCUCUUGCCUUCCGCUAUUUCAGAGAACUUUUUGGUAUCAAGCCUGAUGAUUACUUGUACUCCCUCUGCAGUGAGCCUUUAAUAGAAUUAUCCAACCCAGGUGCCAGUGGGUCCUUAUUUUUUGUAACUAGCGAUGACGAGUUCAUCAUCAAAACAGUUCAACACAAAGAGGCUGAGUUUCUUCAGAAGCUCUUGCCAGGUUACUAUAUGAAUCUGAACCAGAAUCCAAGGACUCUUCUACCCAAGUUUUAUGGGCUGUACUGUGUUCAGUCAGGAGGCAUUAAUAUUAGGAUUGUUGUCAUGAACAAUGUUUUGCCUCGAGCCUUGAAAAUGCAUUUCACAUAUGACUUGAAAGGCUCCACAUACAAACGGAGAGCAUCAAGAAAAGAGAGGGAGAAGUCCAACCCUACAUUCAAAGACUUGGAUUUCUUACAAGAUAUGCAUGAAGGGUUGUAUUUUGACUCUGAAACACACAGUGCACUAAUGAAAACACUACAGCGGGAUUGUCGGGUUCUAGAAAGUUUUAAGAUCAUGGAUUACAGUUUGCUAUUGGGAAUCCACAUACUGAACAGUACCAUGAAGGAAAAAGAGGGAGAGAGUUCCCAGAGUGCAUCGGAUGCAAAGCGUCCUGGGGGGCAGAAAGUUCUCUAUUCCACAGCCAUGGAGUCUAUACAGGGCCCUGGAAAGACGGGAGACUCUGUCACCACAGGGACAACAAACACAAUGGGAGGUAUUCCAGCUAAAAGCCAUAAAGAAGAAAAGCUGCUUCUAUUUAUGGGCAUUAUUGAUAUUCUCCAGUCUUACAGAUUAAUGAAGAAGCUGGAACAUUCUUGGAAAGCUCUUGUUUAUGAUGGGGAUACUGUUUCAGUUCACAGACCAAGUUUUUAUGCAGACAGAUUUUUAAAGUUUAUGAGUACAAGAGUUUUUAAGAAAGUUCAAGUUUUAAAGUCUUCACCUUCAAAGAAACGGUGCAAUUCCAUCAUGGCUCUGAAGGCAACAUCACAAGAAAUAGUGUGUGCAGUUAGCCAGGAGUGGAAGGAUGAAAAGCAUGGCAUUCUUGUUGAAGGACAAAGCUAUGCCAGCCUUGAUGAAGAAGUACUAGGUUCACACCACCGGCCAGAUCUGGUGCCAAGCACUCAAUCUCUGUUUGAAGCGACUUCCCUGGCAACCACAAUUUCUUCUUCUUCCUUGAAUGUAGAUGAGCAUUGUCAACGUGAUCAACCUAUACUCUAUUGUAGCAGUAAGGGCUCUUUGCCUUCGAGUUCAACAUUCACUUUAGAAGACAGUGCCAUCUAUUUGACUUCAGAACAGAGCACACUGGAAACGGAAAAUGAUAAUGCUUCAGUUCUGGAUAUCUACUUAUAACAAAGAAUACACAGAGAGUACCAAGGUUAAUGAAGAGCACUUUCUGCACUCCUGAUUUAAGAAGGAGGAAUUUUCUGAGCCUAACAGAUGAAGAGUAAUAGUCAACUGGAUUUAUUCUAAGAAGUGUCAGGAUCUUUGAAAGGAUUGAUGGACUUGGCAAAAAUGACAUGAAACAUUCCACUCUGCUAUCAUCUGCUGUUGCUUGCUGAACUGUGAAGAACUGUAUAUUCAGGCUGCUUUCUACUAUAUUGCCAAUCAUCUUUUAUGGACUUGGAAGUGAUAUUUUCCUAUCAGCUCUCUAGUGGUUUUAUUUGCAUGCAUUCUGUAACUAUGCACAAGCAACAUCUGCUGUCUCCUUUACUUAUUUAAGAAUAAGCACAGUGAUUAAUAAAAUUAAUUAGUUUUGAUCCUUCAGUUCUAAUCACCUAGGUCCACAUUAAUGGAAAUUGGAAUUGAUGUCAUACAAGGGUUAGGGUAAAUCACCGCACAUACUAUAUGAAAAUGAGUCUCUAAAGAAACUUUCACUGCUGGUGAAAAGGAAGAAAAAACAAGUUAUUUAUAAA
Messenger RNA from Melopsittacus undulatus (budgerigar), 2742 nucleotides. It is a transcript of the gene PIP5K1B, whose product is annotated as phosphatidylinositol-4-phosphate 5-kinase type 1 beta. Gene Ontology annotation, cellular component: plasma membrane. The record is from RefSeq and is a predicted model, not a curated record. Bases 377 to 2179 code for a protein of 600 amino acids. Gene Ontology annotation, molecular function: 1-phosphatidylinositol-4-phosphate 5-kinase activity. NCBI's taxonomy places the organism in Eukaryota, Metazoa, Chordata, Aves, Psittaciformes, Psittaculidae. The transcript has 15 exons. Gene Ontology annotation, biological process: phosphatidylinositol phosphate biosynthetic process.